Molecule: messenger RNA, 324 nt
Organism: Prorocentrum cordatum
Lineage: Eukaryota; Dinophyceae; Prorocentrales; Prorocentraceae
Source: the annotation of a GenBank genome assembly
AUGCUCCGGCGGCUGCUGCUCCCUGAGGUCUCCCCAGAGCUCACCUUGAAGCAGCAGCUGCAGUCUCAGGCACAGUGUGCUUCUUCAACAGCAACACGGUGGUGGAUUCCCCGCGGCGGCGUGUCGUUGAUCCCGUCUUGGCUCGCCAAGGUGCCACAGCUGUUUCCAGUGCUGCGCGGCGUCAUCACCGUUCUGGUCGUGUGCCUGGGCACGCUCUUCUUCGGACAGGGGCCCGCGUUCUCGGUCGCGUUCUCGGUCGGCGCUGGCUUCUUGGGGGCUCCCGUCUGUGAAGUUGCUGCAGUUUCUCGAGCCCGUGAAGUCUAG